AGAAGCUUCAGUCGUGAGCUAGCAUUGGGAUGUGUUGUGUUAAAAUGAAGAUAUUCUUCCUAGCUCUACUUGCACUGUGCGACGGACGGGCGAAUAAUCUUCCAGAUCCCAAAACCAUUGAAGAAACUAAUUCCUGGCUGAACAGUCUUUUGUCAAACGCAUCUUUGACUAAUUCCUCCAAGCAUGGGUCGUUAAACCCUACAGGCCCACAAAACGGCUGUGUAUUAAGUGAUAAUCAAGUGGGCAAAUGUGUGAAACCAUCUCAGUGUGAUGAAGAAAAAGAAGACGUAGAUCUUACGCAGUUAGGAGUCUACAGGCAAUCAGCUUGCCACUACUUAUUGAAAUGCUGUCCAGUUGACCAGGUGCUAGAGAAGCCAAAGCCCAAGGUGAUCUUCCCGCAGAACCCCUCGUGUGGAUGGAGUAACCCUGGUGCGUCUGUCUUCAGGAAGAAGGACAUAGACCACGCAGAUUUUGGAGAGUUCCCUUGGAUGAUAGCUAUGUUGAAUACGAAUGGUGAGAAAUCGGAAUAUUUCGGCGGUGGCUCUCUCAUACAUCCAUCAGUCGUGAUCACUGCAGCUCACAAGGUGCACAAAAUGCCUGCAGAUAAGAUAAGAUGUCGUGCCGGCGAGUGGGACACACAGACAGACAACGAGCUGUUUUCCCACGUGGAGCGUGGUGUUAGCAAGAUCAUCCUGCAUCCGGAAUUUAACGAUAAACGGUCCCAAAACAACGUAGCGCUGCUAAUACUACAGAGCCCCUUCAAUCUGACGGAUCAGCCCCAUAUGGGGAUCGCGUGCUUGGGCCGACAAGUCCCUGCCCCCGGGACGCUUUGUUAUAGCAUGGGAUGGGGCAAAACGUUUUAUGAUUCACAGGAAUACGCUACUAUAUUGAAAAAGCUUCCCCUUCCAAUAGUCGAGAAGAACAGCUGCGAAUAUUCCUUAAGGACAACUUUAUUGGGGUCAAAGUUUAAACUCCACAAUUCCCAGAUUUGCGCGGGGGGGGAGAAACAGAUCGACACUUGCACGGGGGACGGGGGGGCGCCACUAGUGUGCGAGAUAUCCAAAGACUCAGACGUCAGUCGGUACGCUAUUUACGGUAUGGUGGCGUUCGGAAUCGGCUGUGGGAGCAAGGUACCAGGGGUAUACGCGAGUAUACCCCACGUAUACGACUGGGUUGUGGAAACCCUGGCCAAUGAGGGGAUACCGGCAAACACUUUCACGUUUUAGUGAAUAAAUUAUUGUUA
Molecule: messenger RNA, 1243 nt
Organism: Colias croceus (clouded yellow)
Lineage: Eukaryota; Metazoa; Arthropoda; Insecta; Lepidoptera; Pieridae
Product: phenoloxidase-activating factor 2-like
Exons: 9
Coding region: 30-1226 (398 amino acids)
Biological process (GO): proteolysis
Molecular function (GO): serine-type endopeptidase activity
Source: RefSeq, a predicted model, not a curated record